UAGCGGGCGCUGUCCUCCACCAGCGCUGCUAACAUUGCGGCUGUCGCCGCUGCCCGGGCUCCGCCAGGCUGUGACCAUGACUGUGGGGAGGUCUGCGGGACCCUCCGAGGGCUCCGAGAGCAGCGGUCAGAUAUUUCCUCCCAAAUCCUCCUCAGACACUGAACCAGGAAAUGAGCUGGUUUUGUCGAGGGCUGGCAAACUCCAUGACUUCCUCAGCCCAGAGGAGGAGACGGAUUCUACUUCUGACUCCACUGGGAGCCUUUAUGAGACUCUACAGACUCUAAAGCAGAAGGGCAGACUGAGUCUGUUGGAGACCUUAUUUCAGUCUGACUCAGAAAGCGCUGAGAUCAGCUCUGAAGAUGAUGAAGAUCUGGAGAGUUUCUUUCAAGAGCAGAGCAGAGGGAAGCAGCAGGUCCAGCUUCCUGGGUCUCUGAGGUGCGGCUCCACCAGGCGCUGCAGCUCCCUGAGCAGCCUUCCCUCUGACGUUCCCAAGCGUGAGGCUCAGCCAUCCUCAGGCUCCGCGCCUCCUUCCCAGCGCAGAAGUGUCAGCUCCUGGGCAUCCUCCAUCACUGUCCCUAAGCCAUUCCACAUGACACUGCGUGAGGCCCGGAAAAAGGCCCAGUGGCUGGCCUCACCAGCCUCUUUCGAACAGGAGAGGCUGCAGGCCCAGAGGCAAGGCCAGGAGGAGGCUGAGUGCCACCGGCAGUUCCGGGCGCAGCCUGUGCCGGCACACGUCUACCUGCCCCUUUACCAGGAGUUCAUGGAGCGCAGCGAGGCUCGGAGGCAGGCAGGGAUCCAGAAGAGAAAGGAACAUCUCCUCUCAACCUUGAAGCCCUUUAGCUUCCUUGAGAAGGAGGAGCAGCGAAAAGAAGCUGCUCGAAAGAAAGACUUGGCUGCCACAGCAAAGGCCAAGGUCCCCACCCCAAAAGCCACCAGAAGGAUCCCCAAGUCUAUCCUGGAGCCAGCACUCGGGGACAAACUCCAGGAAGCCGAACUCUUCAGGAAAAUUCGCAUCCAGAUGAGGGCCCUGGACCAGCUCCGCAUGGCCUCCUCUCCUAUCAGCUCCUUUAGCAGCCGGGCCGACCCCCAGUCCCGCACAGCCACUCGCACUCGGGAAGAAAAGCUCAGCUUUCUACAGACUGACUUUGGGUUCCAGCCUCGGGUGAACCCUUGUGUCCCUGACUAUGAGGCCCUUUACAAGGCCUUCCAGAGAAGAGCUGCGAAGAGAAGGGAGAUGCCAGAGGCAACUCAUAACAAGCCCUUCUUGCUUAGGACUGCCAACCUGCGCCACACCCCACGACCGUGUGACACUCCUGCCACCAGAGAGAGAAAGGAUUCCCCACAGGCACCAGCUACACCUCUGCCAAGGAGUCGCUCUCUGAGUGGCCUUGCUUCUCUCUCUGCCAACACCCUCCCAGUGCACAUCACAGAUGCUGCCAGAAAGAGGGAAUCUGCAGUCAGAACUUCACUUGAAGAAAAGGACAAAGCAAAUGAAAGUAUCCAGUGGCUGGAGAAGCACAAAAGAAAGUGUCAAGCCAUGUCUAAAUCAGUGACCUUGCGUGCAAAAGCCAUGGAUCCCCAUAAAAGCCUGGAGGAAGUGUUUAAAGCAAAGCUGAAAGAGAACCGGAACAAUGACCGUAAAAGAGCAAGAGAAUAUAAAAAAGAAUUGGAAGAAAUGAAGAAAAGAAUACAAACAAGGCCCUAUCUCUUUGAACAAAUUUCAAAGGACCUUGCCAGGAAAGAGGCAGAACAACAUUAUCGAGAUGCCCUGAAGCAGGUGGGACUGGAGGAGGACUUCGUGAGAAACAAGAGUCAAGGCAGUGGACAAUGGCCAGAAGCCAACGUCAAAGAUUCUUCUAACAUCCAUGAGACUACAAAACUUGGCAUCAGGUAUCCACAGAAGGAUCUAGAAGAAUCACUAGACUUGCCUACAGGCCCCAAGAAAGAAGUGGAAGAGAACCUGUAUCAUGAAGCACUGCACAACCUCGAACUACCUGCUUAAGCAGUCCACUUAGCUUUACAGUUUUUGAACAUCAUCAAGUAGCUAAUCAGGAGUUGAGUCAAGACAGGAUAAACUUGGAUUUGGGGCAUGGCUACUGUUAGAAAAUAAGGAAAAGUAACAGGUGACAGAGCAAUGCAGUUCAAGGAAAUAAAAAAAUUCAGAGUGGAGGGAUCAGCCAGGGAUAAGGCUUCUUUCUUUGUGCCUGGCAUUUGAAUAGGUAUAAAAGACAGGACACAAGGCCAAAUGCCUGUCCAGGCUAGUUAGAAGACAUAAGGGGUUAAAAGGUUAGGGUUUAAAAUGAGAGUAGACUGGAGAGUACAACCCCUGCUGGAAUACAGGUCCAGACUUGCCAGGACAACUGCAUUUUCAUUAUAGGCCAAAGUUUGCAUGUUGGCAAUUCAGAUUUAGAAAUAUUAUAUAGGUAAAACAAAAUUUAUGUUUAUCAGAUUCAGCUCGUGGGCGAUAACAAAUUCGUAACCUUAGUAUACAUUCUUUUAUUCUCAGCACCUGAUAUUUUGUGUCAGGUGGUUUCUGGUUGGUGCCCACAUUGUAGGAUGCAACAUCCCAGGCCUCUAUGCCAGUAACACCUGUCUUUCAGUUAUGACAACCAAAAAUGUCUCCAGGUAUUGCCAAAAUGCACCCUCGGAAGCAAAGUUGUCCCAGGUUGAGAAACAAGGUUUAGUAUCAAAGGCUACAAGAAGCAAAAACUGACAUUUUAAGAAUACAAGUAAAUGCCACAGUCUAUACAGUACAGGAUAAUUAUGCAUGUCAUUAACAAAUUAAGAACUUAUAUUUAAAACAUUCUUUCCUGUUUAGAAUGUAUUACUGUAUGUAUGUAGGUAUGAGCAUGGAGUUAAUUUUAAAUAAACUGAAAAACUCUUGACAACCAUGAUGUUCUACUAGUAGGUGAUCUUUGGGAUAUUUUUCUUCUCCUUAGACUGGCUACUUUUUUUUUUUUUUGGCCAGUCCUGGGGCUUGGACUCAGGGGCCUGAGCACUGUCCCUGGCUUCUUUUUGCU
Molecule: messenger RNA, 3020 nt
Organism: Perognathus longimembris pacificus (Pacific pocket mouse)
Lineage: Eukaryota; Metazoa; Chordata; Mammalia; Rodentia; Heteromyidae
Gene: Fam161b
Product: FAM161 centrosomal protein B
Exons: 9
Coding region: 77-2002 (641 amino acids)
Biological process (GO): cilium organization
Cellular component (GO): cilium
Source: RefSeq, a predicted model, not a curated record